AUGACAGAUUCUUUAAAAAACAGACGUAAUAUCUUGCAUUAUUUCGAAGAAAGAGAUGACAGCACUUUCAAAUACAAAUUGUGCCUCGAUGAUAAACCUUUUAUUCUCAAAUCAAAAGAAAAACUUAGAAACGCGAAAACUCAUUUCUUCAAAAGGCAUUCAGAAAUCUGGAAUACUAUUAAACAACAACCAGAAGAAAGAAUUCUCAACAUACGCAAAUUCAAACGAGUGCAGAAAAAAGCUAUAACUAAAAACAUCAAUCAAAAAUGGCGUGCUCAAAAUUUUUCCAAAAUUGGCACAAACGAUCGAGGAAUUGCUGAAACUACAAGCAAUAUUUCAAUUGACAGUACUAAUGAAUUCGUAAGCAAUCAAGAAACCAUCGGUAUCGAAAUUCUAUCCAAUGAAAGUGAAAUUUCAAAUAAUGUCAGUGGAUUAAUUGAAAGCGAUCAAGAAACCAGCACCGAAACUCUAUGCAAUGAAAAUGAUGACAACAUUGAAGUACACGAAUGCGAUCAAGAAAUUCAAAAUAACAGAGAAGCUAUUGUCAUCGAAGCUCUAAGCAAUCAAAAUAAAAUUUCAAAUAACAAACAAGCCAUUAUCGAUAAUAUUAAAGAAAUCGAAGCUACAGAAGAUGUUUAUAUUACUAAUGACCAAAUCAUCAUCAAAGGAAAGUGCAAAAUCUCUUUCAAAUAA
Messenger RNA from Racocetra fulgida, 693 nucleotides. The record is from the annotation of a GenBank genome assembly. Lineage: Eukaryota; Fungi; Glomeromycota; Glomeromycetes; Diversisporales; Gigasporaceae.